Molecule: messenger RNA, 2409 nt
Organism: Lutzomyia longipalpis
Lineage: Eukaryota; Metazoa; Arthropoda; Insecta; Diptera; Psychodidae
Product: protein phosphatase 1H
Exons: 2
Coding region: 387-2078 (563 amino acids)
Biological process (GO): protein dephosphorylation
Molecular function (GO): protein serine/threonine phosphatase activity
Source: RefSeq, a predicted model, not a curated record
GGGUCUGGAAGCAUAAAAUGAUGUUCAAUGUUUGAAAAAUCGUUAGAAUCGUUCAAAAUCUCUUUUGUGGAAUGUAAAAUUUGCACAGUAGAUGGCGCUAAGGGGAGACGGUGUCAAAAUAUUUUUCUUGCUUUGUUGUCAGUGCUCAAGGAAGUGAGACGAAAAAAAUGUUUGAGGAGUUUUUCUGGGUGUUGUAAUAAAUUGUGGGUGAUUCAGUUGAUGCAAAAGUGAGCAGGAAAGGUAGGAGAAAGUCCAGCCACGUGUGCGGGAAACUUGCCAGGCAGCUGGGCAGUGAAAAUUGGGUGCUAAAGUGGGAAAAGGGGAUGAUUUAGGGAGGAAAUCCCAGCAUAUGCAAAAGGAUUCCCCCUGACCAGGCUAUCCGGAAGAUGUUCAAUCGACUGAAGAAUCGCGUACUGACCGUCGUGAGUCCGGAUGUGUCCAUGAUACAGGCACCUCCGCAUCACGAUCAUCACGGGAAGGUGCAUCAGGGUCAGAGACUUCCGGACAAAUUCACAUACGCACGACCCCCAUUCCUGCAGCUCGCCACCCAUGACGAGCUCAAGGCGUCCGCGGAUCACAAUGUACGCCCCAUUAUUGUGCCCAGAGACAUUUCCACCCUGCCCUGGAAUACGGGAUAUGCGGAAUGCGUGAAUUCCGGCAAGUCCGAGUGGAAUGAGGAUCAGGCUGCAUUCCAGAGGAAUAUCCUCACGCAUCCAUCCAAGCAGUACCCAGAUUUGCCCUAUACCUACUUUGGGACCUUCGAUGGACAUGCUGGGUACGGAGCUGCAUUGGCUGCUGCAAAUCAAUUCCAUCACAUUCUGCACGAGAAGCUCGUGGAUGUUCUGGAUUUGCUAAUGCCACGCUUGCCGUCAUCAUCGGACUCCGUCCUGCCCAAUACGCUCCUGUUCCACAGGAGUGUGUCGAAGGAUGAGCUAAUUAUUGGGGCGCUGGAAUCGGCAUUUGCGGAAAUGGACGCCGUGCUGGCGGAGGAUAGGGAUAAGUACAGGAAUGCGGGUGGGUGUACCGCAUUGGCGGCUCUCUUCAUCUUUGGCAAGAUGUUUGUGGCCAAUGCGGGAGAUUCGCGGGCAGUUCUGUGCCAGAGGGUGUCCACGGAUCUCCUGAAGGCACAAAUUGUGCCGCAUGAGCUAAAGGGGCCCGCCAUGACGAUGGGUGAGGAGAAUAAGACAUACCGCAUCUUCCCUAUUCCCUUUUCGCACGAUCACACCCCGGAUACGGAGAAGGCACGCCUAAUGUCCACGGCAAAGCUCAAUCCUGCCUUUAUGGGGAGUGAGUACAUUGCCAUGGAGUACGCAAAGAAGCCCAUGACGAAGGAUUUGGGCACGAGGAUUCUGUACAGGCAGGGCACAAUGAAGGGCUGGACGUACAAAACACUCACGCGGGAGGAUCUCAAGAUGCCCAUUGUGACGGGUGAGGGCAAGAGGAGUCGCCUUCUGGGCACAAUUGGGGUAACACGCGGGUUUGGGGAUCACGAUCUCCGGGCAAUUGGGAGUAAUCAACCCAUAAAGCCCUUCCUGUCACCCCAUCCGGAGGUUACGUAUCGCGAUCUCACGAAAGUCAUCUCAAUCCCGGGGGAUGACAAUGAGGAUGGGGACUAUGGGAUUCUCGUGAUGGCCACUGAUGGGCUGUGGGAUGUGGCGGAUUCCGAAGCAGUGGCCAGGACGGUAUUCCAGACGCUUGAGAAGUACCCAACGGAGAAGCAUAGGUACACAAUGGUGGCGCAGGAGCUCGUUGCCAAGUCCCGGGGGCGAGUCAAUGAAUCCGGGCAUUGGAGGCUGGCCGAUAGCAAGGCAGCCGCCACGGUGGACGACAUCAGUGUCCUCGUCAUCCCCGUGUAUCAGUAUUACGUGGAAUUCCUCGAGUGGGAGAAGGAGUGCUUCGAGCGCGAACGUGCCCAGGAAGCCAAAGUUAAUCUCACGGAUUCAGACACCGAGGAGUCCAGCAAUAAAAUCUCCUCAACAUCCGAUGAUGUGGACAUCAAUGGGAUCUUUGAGAAUGGCGAUGCCCCCGAUAAGCUUGAUACCUUCGUGGAGGAAGCCAUUGAGGCUAAUUCCACGUGAGCUUGCCUCUCCCAUUAGGCAAUCUCCCCUAAAGCGGCUUUAGUAGCAUCAUCCCAAAAACUUCCCUUCCGGAAGGCAUUCCCGGAAGUGACUCAAGCGCCCCCUUCUCUAAAACAAAAGCAUUUCUUAUCCAAAUGUGAUCUAUCGAUAGCGACUCUAGUUCGAUCAAAAACAAAAACUAACUUAUUGGCACCAUUCUAUUCCAUUUCAAAGCAUUAUGUGUGAGGUCUGAGCCACAGAUUCGUGCCGAAAAUGUUUGUCCAUCACGUUUUAUUUUAUUUUUUAUUUCUAUAAGCAAAUAAAUAUUUCUUGUAUUUUAUUUAAUGUGAAA